AUGGAGCAUCUUAGACAAGAUGAAAUUGAGGAUUUGUCAUUGUCCCCUCCAGCUGUUGGCUCCAUGCAGAUUGCUGGAAGCAAUGGCUUUGGCCAUAACAUAGAGUUCAUGUCUCAAGCUUACCUCAGAAACAGAAGCUCUGAAAUUGAUAUAGAGGUAGAGGAUGAUACAUCAAUUGCUGAUAAAGAUCAACCCCUCCCCAUAUUUCGAAAGGUAAUUUUUUCUCUAACCAAUCUUUCAUUUCUCAGAAAUGUUUCAAAGAAUCAAAUUGUUGAUAUAUGUUUCAGAGUUUUGGCUUCUGCCAUUUAA
This is a messenger RNA of Capsicum annuum, 309 nucleotides long. The record is from the annotation of a RefSeq genome assembly. NCBI's taxonomy places the organism in Eukaryota, Viridiplantae, Streptophyta, Magnoliopsida, Solanales, Solanaceae.